CAGGAAUACCACAAACCUAAUUCGAUAGGCACAGUAAAGCUAUCGAGCCAGUACAGUUCAGUUCGCAGAAGAACAACAUAAAAGAACGCAAACAAUAACAACAUAAAAACUCAUAAAAUGGCCAGUGCGCGCGUGAAUCAUCGUUGAGCAACAAUUAACAUUGAUUAACUCAUGAUCGUGCGACGUCACUAGCAGCGGCAACAAGAAUUGGGGUACACGCGACCCUUGAGAAGUAUGUCGUCAGAUGCGAUUUCCGCAUCGGAAUGUGCGCACCUGGUGGAAUUCAAGCGAUUUCUGGCCACUACGGCGGAGAAAGCAGCAGCCGUAAGCGAGGAGGUAGUCAGCCGGAGUUGUGUAACCCGUACCGCCAAUGAAACAUACAAAGUGUCCGGCGAGGAGCGUCAUGCCGAAUUGGUCGCCGCCAUUUGGAAACAACUGGAGUCUCGGGGAUGUCCGGCGCAUUUCCGGAUGAAGCUACUUCACCGAUGCACACAUCAGCUGGAACAGGAUCUGUGCUUUGCCAAGGAGUGCGAAGUCACCGUGGAGGGUCCCCCGCAGUACGAUCUUCUCAAGCUGCAAAAGUUCGUGGCCAGUGAGUUUGAAAAGUACAUCCUAAAACUCACCGAUAACUCGGAGGUGGAUCGCCUUAAGGACUUUGGGGAUGACGAAGAGCCUGAGAACUGUGAGUGCCAACAGAAGAAAGAACCCCUGCAUACAUCUGCCGCUGUAAAGAACAAGCCCCGAAAAAUGGAGGAUCGCUGUGUUUGCCUGGAUCGAUUUGGUGAGAUGUACGAGUUGCCGGACAAGAACACUCGGUUUUUUGGCGUCUUUGAUGGUCACUCUGGAUCUUUAUCCGCCACCUAUGCCACCAGCCAGCUUCCCCAACUGCUGGCCGAUCAGCUUAAAGCAAAUCCAGAUCCUGCUGCAUUCUCGCCAGAUUUUUAUCGCAAUGCCUUCGAGUCGGCAUUUUUGGUGGCGGACGAGCGUUUCACCCAGAAGAAGAUCACCAGCGGCACAACUAGCGUGUGUGCCUUGAUCACAAAGGACCAGCUUUAUAUAGCUUGGGUUGGCGAUUCCAAGGCCCUUCUAGUGGGUAAGCGAACUCAACUCCAGCUGGUGAAACCCCACAAGCCAGAAAAUCCGGAUGAGCGCAAGAGGAUAGAAACAGCCGGCGGAACAGUGCUUCACGCCCAGGGGCAGUGGCGUGUAAAUGGCAUUCUGAACGUGGCCCGCUCCAUUGGCGACUACAGCUUGGAGGCAGUGAUCGCGGAGCCGGACUUCGUGGAUGUGCAGUUAAAUGAGGCUCACGACUUUCUCGUACUCGGCACCGACGGCCUGUGGGAUCAUGUACCCGAGUCGCAUAUAAUCGAAACCGUUUACGAGUCCCUAGCGGACCCCACAAUGAAGUUGGACGACAUUUCCAAACUGCUUAUAGAGGCUGCCAAGGAGGGGGAUUCGCAGGACAACAUAACAGCGGUGGUGGUUUUGCUCAAACCUCGAUACCAGAUAGAACAUCUUUAAAAGUUUAGGUCCAAGCAGCGAAUUUUUUAUAUUGUUACCCGCCUUGGGAUGGGUUUAAUUUGUACAAAUUCGAAGCAACUUAAGAGUCGUAGAAGCGAAAAGUAAUCUUGAAUCAACUCCUUGUGUGUGGGAUAACACAAAACAAUCAUAUCAGAUUUUACGUAUUCGAAAGAGAAAAGUGCCAAAUAUUUUUAAUUAAUUGAAGAACGCAAUAUACACUUGAUAUUGGCAUACAUAUUGUGGGAAUAAAAGGGAAAUAUUCCAUUUGCUAAAAUAUUAUUGAACGUGCGCAAACGUUUAACGUGAUACAACGAAAAUAUGGUAUUACAAAUGACAGAACCCAAGUCCUUGCCUAAUUUAAAAAACAUGUAUAUACCCAAAGAUUACUUUCCGAACCUACAUUUACAAAUUAAUCAUCAACGAAAAUUAACCCAAACCGGCCCCAUUGUUGUUUCGUUUACUUUAUUGUUGCAAUGUAAAUAGCUUGGAGCGGCUCAGAGUGCUCCUACCUUUAUUGUCACAUUCUCACGUGCCUACGUGGUCCUGGAAAUGGAUGACCCCAUCCCGGUCCACUUGUUUGGUUGCUCGAAUAAGCUCAAUCAAAAUAUUUUUGUGGUUGCUCAGCAGUUGAAAGAAAUUUUAAAUAGUUACAUUCAUGUCUCGGUUAAGGCAACUGUUGUUAGCCUAAUAAUAUAUACAAAAAGUGCACAAGUACGCAGAUCAACAUGUUUAUAUAUUUUUUAGAUUAGCCAGCAAGCAUAUUUAUACACAUUGAAGUUGUUUUCGGCCGCUUAGUGCUUCCUGCUGUAUGAUAAUAAGCCAAGCCAGGUACACAUGUAGUGUAGACCUAGUUAUACGCGUAUAUAUUUACACCCGUAACCGUAUUUAAUGAUCCCACACAGAUUAAGUACCUUUUUAUACAAAUCUAAUGAACCUUUCAUGCAUUUUAUCGAACAACCCAGAACACAUUUUUAACGAUACACACGCCAAUUGAUUAAGAUUUUUUAUUGGAAUAAUAAAAGUAAUUCACUGAA
Messenger RNA from Drosophila erecta, 2555 nucleotides. RefSeq names its product protein phosphatase 1E. The record is from RefSeq and is a predicted model, not a curated record. Gene Ontology annotation, biological process: protein dephosphorylation; negative regulation of protein kinase activity. Bases 235 to 1521 code for a protein of 428 amino acids. Gene Ontology annotation, molecular function: protein serine/threonine phosphatase activity. The transcript has a single exon. NCBI's taxonomy places the organism in Eukaryota, Metazoa, Arthropoda, Insecta, Diptera, Drosophilidae.